GUGGUGCGAUUGUGUGUCCCACGCGUAUCCAACAAUCUCUUGGGACCACUGGAAGCUUUUGUCUCUCUCCUCCCUGCUCCAACGCAAGUGCCACCAGUUUUUGCCUGCUCACUUGCUCGUUCACUUUUUCGUUCGCUCGAACUCUCGCUGAGCUGAAUCGGUCGGGACGUCGUAUGCUCAAUGAGCGCUUUUGCUGUUUUAAUUUUUGCCUGAAAUACAUUUUGAGCUAAUUUGGUAUUUUUAGUUUUGUUUAUACCGUCGCUUGUGUUGGUGUCAUUUCGUAAGCGAAAGCUCGUUUAGCACGUAUUUAAAAGAAUUAAAAUUAAAAACUGAUUGGUGUAGGCGAUAUAAAAGAACAGGCGGAACGCUACCGCACGUACAUAUACCAAUGUAAAUAGAUAUGUAUGUAUGUCAUUGCAAAGUAAAAAAAUUGUCUUCAGUGCGUGAAGUACGAGUUUAAUUACUACCCAACUUCAACGGUUCGUCUAUUGCUGGUCGUUUUUGAUUCGGGUCUGACAGCUUAAUGGUCGGGAAUAGAACGACGCGUGGACAUGUACCAGCCAACUUUCCAGCCAUCAGUCGAUCCGAGAAAAGAAAAGCUCAAGAAAAUCAUGCCUAUAUUUCCCUGAUAAAUCGCAUACAAACCACUCAAAGCGUGUUCUGCCUUGCCGAUCGGCGGGGUGCCUGCCAGGCAAACGAAAUUUAGUUAAAUUCGCAACACAUCAAGGGCACAUAGGGCAGAACGGUGGCGGGGCGACUGCGACGGCGGCGCGAGAUGGAAAACUAUAAUUGUAUUGCAUAUGUUCUCGUGCAUGUUGAUGUGUCCGUCUUUGUUCGUGUGGAUUUGUUCUAAGCCGUAUUUUUUGAUAUUGUGCAUACUGUUCCCGCGCGCCUCUUGGCACACUCAUUUUUUUCUAUUUUUUCCGUGUACGUAUAUGACAGUUUUUAAAGAAGUGCAAAAUGGUUGCAGGUCGGCUACUGCCCAACUGUUGCACUCAUCGCUUUUGCAAUCCAAACGAAACCGAAAUUAAACCAAACAAAAUCUCCCCCAAAAUAGUGUACUCCUUUUAGCGAUAUGCUUCUACUGAAUAAUCAUUUUAUCAAAUAUGUACGUAGCUGUAUGUAGCUGCUUUUACCCUUCGAUUUAUAUUCCAUUCAAUAGCAUAGACAUUACACGACGUUCGCGGAGCAAUAAUUAAAUACAGAUGUAUGUAUGUAUGUAUAUACACUUAUAGAUAUGUAGUCAAGCUUCAAACGGGAAAGGAACAGACAGCGACACCUGUAAUGUAUGUGGAACUAUUAGGAUGACACCCACACCACAAGAUACAUAUGUAUCUAUAUUGUAUAUUCAUGUAAAAUAAUGCAUGUGCACCUAUACGUAUUCGCAAAUGUGCAAACAUAUGUACAUACAUACAAAUAUAACGCAUUGAAACAUUUUCAAGAAUUUUGCUGCUUUAGCACUGGAACCAACAGUAACAGCCAGAGAAGUUUUUCGUUGACGUACAGUUAAUUAUUUUAUAUACAUACAUAUGUACAUCGGAUACGUACUUACAUAUGUAGCACAUAAUACUGUGAAAAAAUAGCAAGAAAAAUAGCCAUGAAAACUUGCAAAUCUUAAUGUUAUACAUGAUUUCCAAGUGGUAUUAAAUUACAAAAGCAACAAAUCAAAACAAAAACAAGAGGCAUAUCAAGUGGCUUCACAGACAGUCGAACCUUUUUGUAUACUGGUGAUCUCGACAUCGUAAUCGCAAUCGUAAUCGCAAUCGUAAUCGUAAUCGUCAUCGUGGCCGCAGUCUGUGUCUCCAGCUUGCUACAAGCGUUAGUAUAGGAGCGACAAGAACACAAGGAACUAAUGAAAUAACUAAUUGAAAGGAGUCCAUCCAAACUCGAAAAGUUCCCUCAAGAAGGGUUCAUGAGAUUCGGAGUCAUUUUCACCAAGUCAGUGCGGUACGGCAGUGCCUACGCCGACGGCAAAUGGUCAAAGCAAACGACAAAGUUUUGAUUCUAUGUGCUGGUUUUUGGAUGCCGCUGCCAACCCACGGUUUUGACUGUUCUACUAUUUUACUUUUGUGCACGGCAGUAACUUUUGUGUUUCUUCAUCGAAAGCGUAAAGUGAUACAAAACAAAUACAAAGAAGAAUCAAGGUACUGGUAGAUGCGACAACGACCUUGGAUUGAAAGCCGACGCCAAUGAAGGUUUUUAGUGAAAAUUCAUGUAAUGUGUAAUCAAUUAAUUGAGUAAUCCGCCUGAAUACUUACUCAGUUAAAUGAAAGCGGCGUCAAGAGCCAUAUGGGUCUCAACAUAAGCUGGAAAAACUAAAAUUGCAAUAAAAUCCAGAAAUUGAAUCCACUUAAUUGAAUCCACGCCAACAUCAUGGACUGUGAUUACUCAAAAUUCUUGUACAAAAUCGGACCCGGCACCAUACCAUCUCCGUGGACCCCAGUGAAUGCCGGUCCUCCAGGUGCACUAGGUUCGGCAGACACAAAUGGAAGUAUGGUGGAUAGUAAAAACUUGGAUGUUGGUGAUAUGAGCGAUGAUGAAAAGGAUUUAUCGUCUGCCGAUGCUGAGGGCGUUUGGAGUCCAGAUAUUGAACAGAGCUUUCAAGAGGCAUUAUCUAUAUAUCCACCAUGUGGACGUAGAAAAAUUAUUUUGUCGGACGAGGGAAAAAUGUAUGGUCGCAACGAGCUUAUUGCAAGGUACAUUAAACUGCGUACUGGCAAGACGAGAACCCGCAAGCAAGUUAGCUCGCACAUCCAAGUGCUCGCCAGGCGGAAACUGCGGGAAAUUCAAGCGAAAAUCAAAGUCGAACCCAAUGGUGUGUCCCUGCAUUUAUUAAAUGGCAAAGAUCAGACUCUGCAAGCCAUGAGCACGAUGACUAGUUCACAAAUCGUAUCUGCCCAAGCAGCCAAUAAUCUGGCACUGGCUGCUUCAGCGCUGUCCGUGGGUAUGCACCACUCGAAGCAUCACCCACAUCCUGCUCACCAACACCAGAUGGGUGUAGCUGCCGCAGCAGCAGUAGCUGCUGCAGCGGCAGCAGCCGCAGCAGUAGUGUGUCAGCCGACAUUAGGUGCUGCUGCUGGGCCCUGUUCUACGUCAGUCUCAAAGCCGCCGCUAAAUUCGUCGUCCUCACAGCGACAAUGUGCCCACUCUCACCAAAACCAUUCCCAUCACAAUCUGACACACCUCCCGCAUAGUCAUAUGCAUCCCCAUCAUCACCAGAAUGCGGCGGCCGUUGCAGCAGUGUACCACUUUCAGCAGCACCAAAAACACCAGCAGCAAAGUGGGCCAAGCGAGCCUGUCGUAGCCGCAGUAUCACCGAUUCUUGAUGUCUCAAUCACGAGUCAGGGCAUGACACCAACACAAUCCCAGCCAUUACACCAUCCGCCGUUGUAUCCGGGCCAAUUUUGGCAGCCUGGACUGCAGCCCAGCACCUCGCAAGAUUUCUAUGAUUACAGCAUCAAGCCGUUCGCACAGCCACCAUAUCCUGCGGGUAAACCAUCAACGGCCGUGUCCGGGGAGAUCGAAGCUGGUAUUCCGUCCGCACAAUUGCCAUGGGAGGGGCGCGCUAUUGCUACGCACAAAUUCCGCUUACUAGAGUUCACUGCGUUCAUGGAAAUCCAACGAGAUGACAUGUUAACCUUGCAGUAUAACCGCCACCUUUUUGUGCAACUCGGCGGCAAGCCAUCAUUCUCCGAUCCGCUACUUGAGACAGUUGAUAUCCGACAAAUAUUUGACAAAUUUCCGGAAAAGUCUGGCGGGCUGAAAGAUCUCUAUGAAAAGGGUCCGCAAAAUGCAUUUUACCUGGUAAAGUGCUGGGCUGACUUAAAUACCGAUAUUACGACAGGCAGCGAAUCGGGUGAUUUUUAUGGGGUAACGAGCCAAUAUGAAAGCAAUGAGAACAUCGUGCUGGUAUGUUCGACGAUUGUGUGCUCAUUCGGCAAGCAAGUGGUGGAGAAAGUAGAGAGCGAGUACUCACGACUGGAAAAUAAUCGCUACGUCUACCGCAUCCAGCGUUCACCUAUGUGCGAGUACAUGAUUAAUUUCAUACAGAAACUUAAAAAUUUACCCGAACGUUACAUGAUGAACAGCGUGCUAGAGAACUUUACAAUAUUACAAGUAAUGCGAGCGCGAGAGACGCAAGAGACUCUUCUAUGCAUAGCGUAUGUUUUUGAAGUGGCAGCGCAGAAUAGCGGCACCACGCACCACAUUUACCGUCUUAUAAAGGAAUAGCAAGAGCUGCGUGAAGC
This is a messenger RNA of Drosophila pseudoobscura, 4247 nucleotides long. RefSeq names its product TEA domain transcription factor 1 homolog scalloped (gene sd). Bases 2374 to 4230 code for a protein of 618 amino acids. NCBI's taxonomy places the organism in Eukaryota, Metazoa, Arthropoda, Insecta, Diptera, Drosophilidae. Gene Ontology annotation, biological process: regulation of transcription by RNA polymerase II; embryonic organ development; hippo signaling. The transcript has 11 exons. Gene Ontology annotation, cellular component: transcription regulator complex. The record is from RefSeq and is a predicted model, not a curated record. Gene Ontology annotation, molecular function: RNA polymerase II cis-regulatory region sequence-specific DNA binding; DNA-binding transcription factor activity, RNA polymerase II-specific.